Amaranthus tricolor (Joseph's coat) is the source of this 884-nucleotide messenger RNA. RefSeq lists its product as uncharacterized. The record is from RefSeq and is a predicted model, not a curated record. The transcript is spliced from 2 exons. Gene Ontology annotation, biological process: microtubule-based process. Lineage: Eukaryota; Viridiplantae; Streptophyta; Magnoliopsida; Caryophyllales; Amaranthaceae. Bases 156 to 548 code for a protein of 130 amino acids. Gene Ontology annotation, cellular component: dynein complex. Gene Ontology annotation, molecular function: dynein light intermediate chain binding; dynein intermediate chain binding.
CAGGCUAUGACUGAGUAAAAAAAUUGUUUGAGACAACAUUCAAAAUUUUGACUUCUUUCGUCAUACAAGUACUUCUGACUCUCCUGACUUAAGGCAUGUUAAUGGAGUGCACAAAAAGCAAAGUGGAAUUGUAAUCUGUGACUGUGAGACCAAAAAUGGCGGACGCAGAGCAAGAACUAGAAAGGAGAAGUAAAUUUCUGAAUAGUUUGAUACAGAAGAAGAAAUCCAACGAGCAACAACAGCAUCAUCAGCUCUUAAAUGUUAAGGUCAGAGCAUCUGAUAUGCCCAUUGCUCUUCAAAAUAAAGCUUUUCAAUGUGCCAGAGAUCUUCUUGACUCUAUGCCCACCAAGAAGCUUGACAGUAAACGCCUCGCUCUUGCCAUAAAAAAGGAAUUUGAUUCUGCGUAUGGGCCUGCGUGGCACUGUAUAGUGGGUACGAGCUUUGGGUCGUACGUAACACAUUCACUCGGAGGCUUCUUGUACUUUUCCAUUGACAAGGUUUAUGUGCUCCUCUUCAGAACAGCAGUUGAGCCACUACAGCAACGUUGAUUGUUGUCUUUCAUUGUCAAUCAUUCCGCUUCAAGAGUUUAAGCUGUUUGCAUGUGAUAUAGCAAUCGUUGUAUGUUGUUUAUGUAGUAGAAACGAAGAUAUCUAUGCGUUUGUAUUCGUUUUCUACUGUACAUUCGUCGUUCUCCCGAGGAAUGAGGGAUGUGCAUUAUGCAAGUUUUCAAAUGCUUUCUUGCUUGCUUUCCUUUGUGAAUUGUGAUGCCGAAAUGUUGAACAAGAAUUUUAGUGGAUCAUUAGCUCUAGGGAAUGGAUGGGUUGUAAUUUGUAAUACUUCUACUAUUUAUCAUUUGGAUUGUCUUAGAAAAAAUUGAUUAUAAC